AUGGCAAGAACAACUUCUUUGAUCAUCUCCAACCUAUUGUCUUCCUUGGAAAGGUUAUCUCAGUUUAUGCCUACCUUUAGUUCACUGGAUGCAUCUUCCUCAUCAUCCAUAGCACAAGAAGAUGUAAAUGCUGCCGAAGUUAAUUCGAUCCAAAAAAGAUUAAUGGAGGAUUUGAGUCGAUUGCCGAGGAUGAUACGAAGAAUUCAGGCAGUCAUUCAUGAUGCCGAGGAGAGGGAGAUCAAUGAGAAGGUUAUCCAGCUAUGGCUCAGCGAGCUUAGAGAAGUUGCUUGUGAUGUUGAAGAUGUCUUGGAUCAAUAUGAUUAUCAAGUUAUCAAAAUUCAAGUGGAAGGAAUAACAGCAGCAGCUGAAGCACAAUCUUCUCUAAAGGUAUCACUACCUCCAUCUAAUUCAAUUAAAAUUCCCAUUUCUUGUGGCAUGACCAUGAGGAUCAUUGAGAUCAUAAAGAAAUUUGAUGAGAUUGAAUAUGAUAGAGAAGCACUUUAUCUUAGAGAAGAAGAUGCACCUUGGCGGACUAAUUUCAACGAUGUUAUGAAGAUGCCACCUAGUAGUUCUUAUCAAGAUGAAUCUCCCAUUUUUGGAAGGGAGGAUGAUAAGAAAAAGAUAAUUGAACUUUUAUUGUCUCAUUAUGAGAAGAAGAAUAUUGUAAUUCCCAUUGUUGGCUUGGGGGGUGUGGAGAAGACAACAUUUGCUCGACUUAUAUAUCAUGAUCUUGUGGUAUGCCAGCAUUUUUUCCCUAAGGUUUGGGUCAGUGUCUCCGAACACUUUGAUGUUUUGAGAAUAACAAAAGAAAUUGUGUCAUCUAUUACCAAGUCAACUAUCCCCGAUGAUAAAAAUAACUUGAAGGAUCUUCAUUGUAUACUUAAGGAGGCUCUAUCAAACAAAAGAUUUUUACUUAUUCUUGAUAAUGUUUGGAAUGAGAGAGCAUAUAAGUGGGAGGCCUUACGAGCCCCCUUUUCUGAUAUUGGAGUGGGAAACAUUAUUGUAACAACUCGAUCUAUGUCAGUUGCUCACAUCAUGCAAAUGGUGUCCCCUCCUCUUCAGCUUGAAUGCUUGCAUGAAGAGGAGUCAUGGUUAUUGUUCCAAAGACACGCUUUCCAUGGUCGGAAGCUUGAUCAACAUCCAGAUUUUCAACAACUCAGGAGGAGAAUUACUAAGAAAUGUGGCGGAUUGCCUUUGGCUUUAAAAGUUAUUGGGGGAUUUCUACAAAAUGAUUUUAAGGAGCAAACAUGGAUGGAUGUAUUAAACAAUAAUUUAUGGGAUCCCAAAAAAAUUAUUUUGUCUUCACUGAUCAUAAGCUAUAAUCACUUGCCAUCAUAUCUUAAACCAUGCUUUCUCUAUGCAUCUCUGUUCCCAAAGGAUCAUUAUUUUGAGAAACUAGAAUUGAUAAGAAUGUGGAUCGAUCACGGUUACAUUCAGCUCACAGAAAGAAAAUGUUUACAGGAAGAUAUUGCAGUUGAAUACUUUGAAGACGUGCUAUGA
Molecule: messenger RNA, 1500 nt
Organism: Dendrobium catenatum
Lineage: Eukaryota; Viridiplantae; Streptophyta; Magnoliopsida; Asparagales; Orchidaceae
Product: putative disease resistance RPP13-like protein 1
Exons: 3
Coding region: 1-1500 (499 amino acids)
Biological process (GO): defense response to other organism
Molecular function (GO): ADP binding
Source: RefSeq, a predicted model, not a curated record